Molecule: messenger RNA, 969 nt
Organism: Urocitellus parryii (Arctic ground squirrel)
Lineage: Eukaryota; Metazoa; Chordata; Mammalia; Rodentia; Sciuridae
Product: olfactory receptor 14J1-like
Biological process (GO): G protein-coupled receptor signaling pathway
Cellular component (GO): membrane
Molecular function (GO): G protein-coupled receptor activity; olfactory receptor activity
Source: RefSeq, a predicted model, not a curated record
AUGGCUAAUUUCACUACAAUGAGUGGAUUUAUUCUCAUGGGUUUUUCUGGCAAGCCUGAAAUAGAAAUACUAUUUGCUACUCUUUUUUUAGUCUUAUACAUAGUGGCUCUAGUUGGCAAUAUUCUCAUUAUUACCACCACUUCCAUGGACCACAGUCUCUCCUCACCUAUGUAUUUCUUCUUGAAACAUCUCUCCUUUCUGGAUCUGUGCUACAUUUCUGUKACAGUCCCAAGGUCCAUUUGYAACUCUUUCAUGCAUAAUGGCUAUAUUUCCCUCUGGGAAUGCAUACUGCAGUGUUUUGCAUUCACUCUCUGUGGCUGUGCUGAGAUGGCAUUACUCACAGUGAUGUCUUAUGACCGCUAUGUGGCCAUUUGCCUUCCACUGCGCUAUGAAGUCAUCAUGGAUAUCAGUACCUGUGCUCAUGGACUGUUAGCCAUCUGGGUCAGUGGAAUCCUUGCUGGAGUCAUGCACACAGCCGCUACGUUUUCCAUCCACUUCUGUGGUGCCAACAUCAUUCAUCAAUUCUUCUGUGAUGUCCCCCAGCUUCUGAAACUCUCUUGUUCUAAUGAAUAUGUGGGUGAGCUUGGGGUUAGUGGCUUCUUGUCCUUGGUGGCAUUUGUUUGCUUCAUCUCUAUUGGAGUCACCUACAUGCAUAUAUUCUCUACUGUGCUGAGGAUACCAUCUGCUGAGGGUAGAGCCAGAGCCUUUUCUACCUGCCUGCCCCACCUAUCUGUUGUCAUAUUAUUCAUCUCUACUAGUGUUUUUGAUUUUCUAAAGCCACAUUCAGAGUCUCCAACUGUGUCAGACUUUUUACUCACUGUUUUUUAUACUGUUCUGCCCCCAACACUCAAUCCAAUAAUCUAUAGCCUGAGAAAUAAGGCUAUGAAGACAGCUCUAAAAAAGUUGUUAUUUUCCACACAAUUUAGAUCUAUAAUCCAUUACAAAAUAACAACUGUGGCCAAUAUUUAA